GCCUGCGUGGCUUCCUGUCCUUUUCCAGUGCACUUAACUACUUUGUCAGCCAUCCAGGCCUGUAAACAAGGCUUGAUGAAUCAGAUGAUAUUGCCUCUAUUCCACCACUCCCAACUGGCUCCCUCACAGUAACUCUGGGGGUGCCUGGAACGGCAGUGGUGCAUCUUGUUUUUCAAAAUCCUAUGACAUUUUUUGCACUAUUAUUUUUGGUAAUCAGAUUUACAUUUUAGGCUAAUGGUGGUUUUACUAUCCUUCCACAUUAUAAUAGAGUUAUUAUAACAACAAAAAUAUAUAUAAAGCUUUCUCCCCAGUUACAGCAGAUGUCAGUGCACUUUCAUAUAUGUAACAAAGCCUAAAGAGAAAAAGGCAUACACAACAUUCUUCACUCUCCGCCAGAUGGAUCGUGACACUCGUGCGCAGGGACACUGCGCAUGUCCGAAACUGCCAAAUAUGAACGCUGCUCCAACGUACGAACAAACCAGGCACAGUCAUUGAAUUUCUUCAAUAAGUCUGGAAUUUUCCCACUGUUCAGUGACAGCUGGAACAGCUUGCCUAAAGUGCUUUGCUGCUGACGCCGUCCGGACCAUAUGAUUUUCCUGGGUUGACACCACUGGACAAAUUUUUCUGUCUCUCUGUCAAAACCUUGAAGAGAGGCUUGGUCUGGGUGGAGGAAACACACAACAGUGGUGUCAUCUACAUAUAAAAAAAUAUUGUUCAGCAUGACCAGUAACUUAUCAUCAACACUCCUGGAGGCAUGGUAUUGGGACAAUCAGUGACUUCUUCCAUAAGUCUGGAAUUAUCCCAGUGUUCAUUGACUGCUGGAACAGCUUCUGGAACGGUAUUGUGAGCUGGUCUGCGCAUGCCUGAAGUGCCUUGCUGCUGACGCCGUCUGGACCAUAAGGUUUUUUGAACAUCAUGGGCGGUUGAGAAACACAUCCUUGACUUCUCUUUAGUGAGGAGCACAGAAGGCUAGUUAGACUAGGCUAUAUUCCAGACCAGACCCCUCAGCCGCAGUCCAGAAGCUAAUGCAGCCAUGGCUGAGGAGGACUAUGGCUGCUUUGUGGACUGGACCCAAAUGGGGGACAUGGCCAAGAGCAGUGGCACCUCCAAAUUGGACGUUAAGGACCACGUGGAGCUCAAAAAGCUGGCCAGGCAGGGUUACUGGUCCAAGAACCACAAGCUCCGUGCCCAGGUCUACCAGCAACUCAUUAAGGCAAUCCCCUGUCGAACCGUGACACCCGACGCUGAGGUCUACCGUGACCUCAUGGGCGACGACACAGGUAAAAAAGCCUUGUCCUCCACCCCACUGCCAGACUUUGUGGACGGCAGCGCUGUGCCGCAUUACUGCCUCAUGGCAGACGCAGUGACCGCCGUCCACCGGGUCAUCUUCUGUCUGGAGGGACAGUUCCCGGACAUCUCGCACUGCCCGGCGCUGCCCGCGAUGACAGCCCUCCUGCUGCACUUCAGUGCCAACGAGGCGCAGUGCUUCGAGCACGUCAGCCGUCUGCUGGCCUGCAAUGAGCCGGGCCAACGCUUUGUAGACCAGACCUUCCUGGCCUAUGAGUCCAGCUUCAUGACCUUUGGCAACCUGGCCAACAAGUACUGCCCGGCAGCUCACAAGCUCAUAGUGGCUACAGCGCAGGACGUGGUGGCGGUGUACUCGGACUGGCAGCGCUGGGUGCUAGGUGACCUGCCCUUCAGCCACGUGGCAAGGGUCCUAGACGUCUUCCUGGUGGAAGGAUACAAGGUGUUGUACCGCGUUGCCCUGGCCCUGCUCAAGUUCUACCGCAAGCAGAAGGCCGGGGAUGGAACACAGCAAUCAGAGGGCCAAAAACAGGACUCUGUGGGGGUCAAGGCAGAGAUCCAGGCUUUCGUCAAGGCCAUCGGUUCCUACAUCACCCCGGACAAGCUGCUGGAGAAGGCCUUCUCUAUCCGCUUGUUCAGUCGCAAAGAGAUCACUCUCCUGCAGCUCACCAACGAGAAAUCGCUGCAGCAGAAGGGCAUCACUGUCAAACAGAAGAGGCGGACCGUGCAGCUGGCUCUGAACCCGGACACCUUCUCCUCGGAGGUAGUCAGCGCCAAGGAGAUGAAGGACAUCUGGUCGUGGAUCCCCGAGCGCUUCGCCCUAUGCGAACCGCAGCUCCUCUUCACCACCUCAACCCAUGGCUGCAGCCUCAACAGGUUCUACGCUCAUGUCGAAGGCUAUGAGCCCACUCUGCUACUCAUCCGGACCUGUGAAUCUGACGUAUGUGGAGCCUUCCUCUCUACAGAUUGGGAGGAGCGCAAGCGAGGCGGGAACAAACUCAGCUUCUUUGGGACCGGAGAAUGUUUCAUCUUCAGGCUGAAGCCGGAUAUGGAGAGGUAUGAGUGGGUGGUGAUCCGUCACCCGGAGCUAGCCUCCACCAUCAAGGCCCAGAGCAGUGAGGUCCCUGCCGAGGACGAGGCUCCCCCCGACAAGCAGAACUCGGACGGCAACCGCCUUCCCAUGGAGAGGCCAGCCGCUGACCCAUCUGAUCGCCUGUCGCCCUUCCUCUCAGCCCGACACUUCCAUCUCAACUCCAGGAACACCUCCAUGUUCAUGGCGGGCAACUUUGACUCCAUCAUAGUGGGGGGAGGCGAGGGCAACGCGCUGUACAUCGACAGUGAGCUAAACCACGGACACACAGCCCGCUGCACCACCUUUGACAACCCACCGCUCUGCUCCACCGAGAGCUUCCAGGUGGCCCUGCUGGAGGUGUGGGGCUUCAAGGACACCAUGGCCUCAGAUAGAUAG
This is a messenger RNA of Oncorhynchus tshawytscha (Chinook salmon), 2773 nucleotides long. Its product is annotated as TBC1 domain family member 24-like. Lineage: Eukaryota; Metazoa; Chordata; Actinopteri; Salmoniformes; Salmonidae. The transcript has 10 exons. Bases 1034 to 2773 code for a protein of 579 amino acids. The record is from RefSeq and is a predicted model, not a curated record.